AUGAAGUUCCGCCGGUCGAUGAAGGGGGACAAGGACAGCAGGCCACACCACAUGUCGAUUCCCCCCAAAGAUGCUAUAGCCAUUGUGCCGCCCAAGAAGGUCAUAAAAGCCCUUUACGACUACAAGGCCACCGACCCCAAUCCCAACUCGGGCUACCUCAGCUUCUCCCAAGGCGACUUCCUCCACGUCGUCGGCCGCGAAAACGACAGCGACUGGUACGAGGCCUGCAACCCGCUGCACGGCACCCGCGGCCUGGUCCCUGUCUCGUACUUUGAGGGCGUAGGCAAGACGGUGCGCGACAGCGCUGCUGGCUCAGCGACGCGCUCAUCCACGCCCCAGCAGCCCCACGACUCGGGCUACCAAGAACGCAUCACCAGCCCCGUCAACCCAAACCCAAACCCAAACCCGAAUCCCAUCCCCAACUCCACCCCACAGGACAUGAUGAGCCAAGCAGGCUUCCGCCUGUCGCGAUCAGGAAAGACGGGCGCCAUGGUCUACGGCAUCGUCAUGUACGACUUCAAAGCGGAGCGGCCAGACGAGCUCGAGGCCAAGGAGGGCGAGGCCAUCAUUGUCAUUGCCCAGUCCAAUCCCGAAUGGUUCGUCGCAAAACCCAUCACACGACUGGGCGGCCCGGGCCUGAUCCCCGUAUCUUUCAUCGAAAUUCGCGACAUGACGACAGGCCAGGCCGUUACCGACGCGCAAUCAGCUGUGACAGCCGCGGGCGUACCAAAAGUCGAGGAGUGGAAAAAGAUGGCUGCCGACUACAAAAACGGCAGCAUACCCCUCGGCAAGCUAGAAACAAACUCUAGCCAGUCGCUGCAACAGGGCAUGGAGCGCAUGAGCGUACGGAGCCAAAAUGGCGGCCAUGGCCAGUCCGGAUCGGUUUCGCACUCACGAAACGCCUCGCUCGCCCAGGGCCAGCCGCGAGGCCAAUAUCGCACAUCAGACAACCUUCUCGCGCCUGUCAAGGCGCUUGUGCCGCGCUACUGUUUCGCCGACGACAUCUUCUGGUUCAUCAUCGAAUGCCAAAUGGAGGACGGCCGAUACUGGGAGCUGCAACGAUUGUAUCAGGACUUUUACGACCUGCAGAUUCAGCUGAUUGCGACUUACCCUGUAGAGGCCGGCACCAGCGGCUCAGGGGAGCGCACACUGCCCUUUAUGCCUGGCCCUGUAACAUACGUUACCGACAACAUAUCGAACGGACGCCGCGCAAAUCUCGACGAAUACAUAAAAAACCUGCUGAAACUGGGAUCACACAUCACAAACGGACCGCUCGUCAAGGGUUUCUUCGCACCAAGACAAGGCGACUACGAGAUGGAUGCAGAUGUCGUGGCCGCCGAGGAGUACCGCCUGUCACAACAAUCCGCCCAGUCAUCAGACCCAUCGCAAGGAACCAGCAGACAAUCUUCUGCUGAUCAGCUACAGGCUACUACGCCAGUGACGCCUUACUCAACAGCGUCAAGCUACCCGAACCAUCAGCGCGGACAGUCUUCAGCCUCACAAGCAUACUCGUCCUCGCUCAAUCCCCCGCCGAUGAACCACCAACACUCGUCCACCUCUACCGCCACGAGCACCAACACGGGCACCUCUGCGCUCAAAAUCAAAGUCUGGUUUGAAGAAGACAACUGCGUCGUCAUUCGCAUGCCGGCUUCGCUCAAAUACGUCGAUCUCUAUAAUAAGCUUAAGGAGAGACGGAAGAUGGAGAGGCCUGGGGAGCCGGAGGAGGAUCUGAAUGUCGAAUACAGGGACGAGCAAGAGGGGUACUUUUACCCGAUUGAGAAUGAUGAGGACCUGGUGAUUGCGGUGGAUCGGAAUCCCAAGUUGACGCUUAGUGUUACCACGAGGCGAUAG
Messenger RNA from Cucurbitaria berberidis CBS 394.84, 1851 nucleotides. RefSeq lists its product as uncharacterized. The transcript has 4 exons. Gene Ontology annotation, cellular component: mating projection tip. The record is from RefSeq and is a predicted model, not a curated record. Gene Ontology annotation, biological process: conjugation with cellular fusion. NCBI's taxonomy places the organism in Eukaryota, Fungi, Ascomycota, Dothideomycetes, Pleosporales, Cucurbitariaceae. Gene Ontology annotation, molecular function: phosphatidylinositol binding; protein binding. Bases 1 to 1851 code for a protein of 616 amino acids.